Molecule: messenger RNA, 974 nt
Organism: Ailuropoda melanoleuca (giant panda)
Lineage: Eukaryota; Metazoa; Chordata; Mammalia; Carnivora; Ursidae
Product: olfactory receptor 52Z1-like
Exons: 1
Biological process (GO): G protein-coupled receptor signaling pathway
Cellular component (GO): plasma membrane
Molecular function (GO): G protein-coupled receptor activity; olfactory receptor activity
Source: RefSeq, a predicted model, not a curated record
ACUUGGGGCACCUGUCCAUAAGAACGUCCAACUCUACAUCCACCCACNCUACAUCCACCCACCACACUGCCUUUCUGCUGACUGGAGUCCCAGGAUUAGAAGACUUCCAAAUCUGGAUCUCCAUCCCCUUCAGCUUCAUGUACCUCUUGGCUGUGGUAGGCAAUGGCCUGGUUAUGGCAGUGGUGGCCUGGGACAGGAACCUCCAUGAACCCAUGUAUCUCUUCCUGGCCAUGCUGGCCCUCAACGAUGUUCUCCUUUGUACUGUCACAGUACCCAAAAUGCUUCUUAUCUUCUGGCAGGGACCUUCCCUAUCAACGUUUCCUGCAUGUCUCACACAGAUGUUUUUUGUUCAUGCUCUGUUCCUCUCUGAGUCUGCUGUUCUCUUGGCCAUGGCUUUUGAUCGGUACGUGGCUAUCUGUGUACCACUCCGUUAUGCAACCCUACUUAUGGGCUCUUUCAUCAGCAAGGUAGGCCUGGCUCUGGUGGCUCGGAGUGUGGCUGUGGUCACCCCUGGCGUCCUGCUCAUUCUCCGGCUGCAUUUCUGUCGGAGCAACAUCAUCCACCAUACCUACUGUGAGAACAUGGGCAUUGCCAAGUUGGCCUGUGAUAGCUAUGCCCUUAGUAGCAUUUAUGGGCUCACUGCUGCUCUUCUCACCACAGGGCUGGACUUUGUCCUCAUCACCCUGUCAUACUGGCUAAUACUGAGAACAGUCUUUCAACUACCUUCCAAGGAAGCCCGGACAAAGGCGUCUGGAACAUGUGGAGCUCAUAUAUGUGUCAUCUUGAUAUUUUAUACUCUGGCCUUCUUUUCUUUCUUCACCCAUCGCUUUGGAAAUCAUGUGCCCAGGCAUGUCCUUAUCCUCCUGGCAAACCUCUACUUACUGGUGCCACCUACCAUGAACCCCAUUGUUUAUGGGGUAAAGACGAAGGAGAUAAGGAUGCGUGUCCUAGGGCUCUGUAGCCAACCAAAAUGA